AUGGUGGUAAAAUAUACAAUGUCGAUGUCCUUUUUCGUCAUUUUCGCUUCUACUGUUACUAUCAUCGUUCAUGGUUUCCCAUCGACACUCGACGGUCCGCUUAACCCCGUUACUGCUCCACUCGACCCGAAUCUUAACCCGAUUGCAUUCGACUUACCAGAAUCCGACCCGAGUUUCGUAAAACCCAUUUCGGAGUUUCUUCUUCCCGAACAGAUCUCUGUCUCUCUCUCUUACAGCUUUGACUCCGUCUGGAUUUCUUGGGUCACAGGUCUCUAUUUGUCUCUUCAACUUUCUUUACCUUUCGGAAAAAACAAUUUUUUUUACUACAAAAGUCUUGAAAUAUUAUUAAAUUCUCAAAAUUGGACUUAUUUAUGUUUACAAAAAUGUGGAAUGUGUGAUUAGUUUAUCUUGAAAGUACAUAAAGGUUUAAUCUUUUUGAGCCAAGAGCUGGAUCUACUUAAGAAGCUUCAUCAAGAUUUUUGCUUAAAUAUUCAUCCUUUAAGUUAACUAUUUGCAUUUGUCUGAACUCUGAAGCAUGGUUGUUGUAUUAUAUACUACAGGGGAAUACCAAAUUGGUGAAAAAGAUUCUGCACCUCUGGAUCCUAAUUGUGUGCAAAGCAUAGUUCAAUACCGUGAAUUCGAUGUUCGUCGUACUAGGAAGCAAAAUGCAACAGGCCAUUCUAUUGUUUAUAACCAACAGUAUUCUUCUGAGAAUGGUUUCAUGAACUAUACUUCAGGCAUCAUUCACCAUGUUCAACUCACAGGUCUUAAACCAAACACAUUGUACCGAUACCAAUGCGGAGACCCGUCUUUAUCAGCAAUGAGCAAAGAGUAUUACUUCAGGACAAUGCCUAAGUCUACAUCAGAGAAUUAUCCACACAGAAUCGUUGUGGCUGGAGAUUUGGGUCUUACUUACAACACAUCAACUGUUUUGGGGCAUAUUCUGUCUAACCAUCCAGAUCUUGUGGUUUUACUUGGAGGAUUCAGCUACGCUGAUACUUAUCUUGCGAAUAAGACUAAACUAGAUUGUAGUUCUUGUCAUUGUGACCAAAAUGGAACUAGUUCUGAUUGUGGUUCUUGUUAUUCUAGUGGAGAAACUUAUCAGCCUCGCUGGGAUUAUUGGGGAAGGUUCAUGGAGCCACUCACGGCUAAUGUUCCAACCAUGAUGGUAGCAGGGGAGCACGAGAUUGAGCCGCAGACCGAGAAUAAUCUGACAUUCGCUGCAUACAGUUCAAGAUUCGCAUUCCCUUCAAACGAAAGCGGUUCUUUCUCACCAUUAUACUAUUCUUUCAACGCGGGAGGAGCUCAUUUCAUAGUGCUCAAUUCAUACACACUUUAUGAUAACUCAUCUGAUCAGUAUAUUUGGCUUGAAAGUGACCUGAUCAAAAUAAACAGAUCAGAAACUCCAUGGGUGGUUGCAACUUGGAGUCUUCCUUGGUACAGCACAUUCAAAGGGCAUUACAGAGAAGCUGAAUCAAUGAGGAUUCACCUUGAAGACUUGCUCUAUAACUACCGAGUCGAUAUCGUCUUCAAUAGUCAUGUUGAUGCAUAUGAGAGAUCAAACAGAGUCUACAACUACACGUUAGACCAAUGUGGCCCGGUUUAUAUAACAACCGGUGCAGGAGGAGCUGGGAAGCUGGAGACUCAGCAUGUAGACGACCCAGGAAAUAUUCCAGAUCCUUCUCAGAACUACUCGUGCAGAUCCAGCGGCUUGAACUCCACGUUGGAGCCUGUAAAAGAUGAGACUUGUCCGGUUAAGCAGCCGGAGUAUAGCGCAUACAGAGAAAGCAGCUUCGGUUUCGGUAUACUAGAAGUAAGUUAGAUCUCUCUCUAUUCUUUAUCGCUUGAUGUUCAAGUAACCUACUAAGAAUAGUUCUUGGGCAUAAGCAUCAUGGAUCAAACUCAGAACCGGUCCGUUGUUUUCUCAGAUUGUACCAAUUUAAAAUUGCUUAAAACGAAGUGUUUUUUUUUACGUUGGCCUUUUCAGGUGAAGAAUGAGACGCAUGCAUUGUGGAGCUGGAACCGGAAUCAAGACCUGUACUAUCUCGCCGCCGACGUAAUACAUAUUGUACGUCAGCCUGAAAUGUGCUCGGUUUGCAACUAA
Messenger RNA from Arabidopsis thaliana (thale cress), 2104 nucleotides. RefSeq names its product purple acid phosphatase 13 (gene PAP13). Gene Ontology annotation, molecular function: metal ion binding; hydrolase activity; acid phosphatase activity. Gene Ontology annotation, cellular component: extracellular region. The transcript has 4 exons. The record is from RefSeq and is marked reviewed. NCBI's taxonomy places the organism in Eukaryota, Viridiplantae, Streptophyta, Magnoliopsida, Brassicales, Brassicaceae. Bases 536 to 1822 code for a protein of 428 amino acids.